Nasonia vitripennis (jewel wasp) is the source of this 1568-nucleotide messenger RNA. RefSeq names its product sepiapterin reductase (gene Sptr). Bases 709 to 1497 code for a protein of 262 amino acids. The record is from RefSeq and is a predicted model, not a curated record. The transcript has 5 exons. Gene Ontology annotation, biological process: tetrahydrobiopterin biosynthetic process. Gene Ontology annotation, molecular function: sepiapterin reductase (NADP+) activity. NCBI's taxonomy places the organism in Eukaryota, Metazoa, Arthropoda, Insecta, Hymenoptera, Pteromalidae.
UUGCGUGUCCUCGAGAGCCGACGACGCAGUCUCUCGCAAAAAGAAAACAUCGAGCAUCUCAUCUGUCGCUUGCGCGCAAUAAAAAAAUUAUCAUUCCUCGCUCACCGGCUCGCAAGUAUAUAGAAAGCAAGUACUUAGGUAAUCCGAGAUUGCGGGGGAAACAUGAAGACUAGCGCUGCCGAUCCGUGGUCGAGCGUUGACUCGUGUGGGAACGGCGACGCUGGCAAUAGCGACUUAUCCGAGGCUAGUUCGUCAGCAGCCACUGUACAAAAGAGCUUCGAGGACUCGUUCGUUGAUUCUUCUGCGGCAGCCAGUGAGGAUCUGCAAAAACUGCCCGAUUCCGAGCAGUACUUGGCUCGACUUCAGUCAAGACUAAAAGCUAUACAAGGUGGAACUUCUAAGCGUGACCUUAUAAAUUCACUAUCAGAAGCAAAGGAAGAUUGCAUCGCCAGAUUAAUCACUGCUGGUCAAAAUCUAGAGACUGCAGAAGAAAGAGAACUUGCUGCUAAUCCUGUUAUUAGGCAUAUUGCUCCGCAUUUGCAAGCUCUUACUGCAAAUGAACUAGUACAUUUGCUGAAAGCUGAUGUACUUCAAAAAGUUGUAGACGAACAGAACAAUCAGUCUGAAAACGAAGACACUGAAAGCAAAUCAACAGACAGUCAACCAGACAUUCAAAAUCAAGAUUGUAACGGCUUGUAAUUCAUCAAAAUGACUGACAAAAUAUUUUCGGGAAAAGUCUUUCUGCUAGUAACUGGAGCUAGCCAAGGCAUUGGUAGAAAAAUUGCUGAAAUCCUUGGUUCAUCCCUACAGCAGGGCUCACAGGUUUUGUUAUUAGCUAGAAACACUGAAAAUCUGAAAGGAACUGCAGACAAAUUACCAAAGCACGUAAUUGUAAAAUAUGAAAGUGUUGACUUGAGUAAAGCUACAGCAGAUGAACUUAAAGAUAUUAUCAUUAAAUCUAUCGGUGUAAAUGGAACAAGCCAAUUUGAUGAAGCGGUAGUUGUACAUAAUGUAGGAUCAGUUGGAGAUGUAUCACAACCCACAGUUAAUAUGAUUGACUUUGACAUUUGGAGAAAAUAUUAUGAUUUAAAUGUAUUUUCCCCAGCUGUUUUGAAUGGUGUUUUUAUGGAAUUAUUUAAGGAUCCAAGUAUUAAGAAGCACGUGAUAAAUAUUACUUCUUUGUGUGGAAUUCAGGCAAUGAAAUCUAUUGGAUAUUAUUGUACUGGAAAAGCAGCAAGGGAGAUGUUUUUCAAGGUCUUUGCAGAAGAAAACCCUAAUGUUAAUGUCUUAAAUUAUUCACCUGGACCAGUGGAGACAGAAAUGUUACAAACAAUAUCUAACAACGUUGGUGAUAAAGAAGUUAAGGCUAGUUUUCAGGAUAUGAGACAAAACAAAAAGGCUUUGACUACAGAUCAAACGGUAACGCGUCUCUCUGAAGUUCUUUCUAAAAGAAAGUAUAAAUCAGGCGAUCAUGUAGAUUAUUACGACAAUCUGUAAAAAUUUUAAUUUGUAAUUAACGCAUUCCAAAAUUUAUAUCUCAAUAAAUCAUCUUUUGCGCUUUGCAUACA